Molecule: messenger RNA, 904 nt
Organism: Zea mays
Lineage: Eukaryota; Viridiplantae; Streptophyta; Magnoliopsida; Poales; Poaceae
Exons: 2
Coding region: 262-588 (108 amino acids)
Source: RefSeq, a predicted model, not a curated record
CGGGAACCAUAAUCGUGUUCUGGUUCCCAGAAAAAAAAAGACAGGGAAGGGAGCUCCGUCGCUUGGGGAGAGAAGACUGAGAUCGUGAUUUUCCUGCGUCAGGCUUUGGUGGGGACCUGGUGAUGUUCGCCAGAGCCUUCUGAACCGAGACAUAGCAUCUUCACGCCGGUCUAGCGGUCGGGAGGGUGGAAUUCAUUGCCGUGGUUCUCUGCCAUCACAAAUCCGCCCCUCGACAAGCAAGCUGUCCGCUCGGGCGUCUGGAUGAUUGAUGCAGCCUGGUGCAUCGUGGUGGCAUGUGGAGUCUGCUCAGCGCCCAGUAAACCAGGGGGCCUGGACGACGACUCCAUGGACGAACUGUGCAGCUGCGGCAAUGGAGGGCCACCGCUCCCUCUCCUCCUCAGUCUGCGCCCACCCACCGCUAUGGGAUCUGGUCGCGCCUCCUCUGGUGCACAGCCGCCCUAUUGUCGCCGCCGCGGGGCUCUACUGGCGGCCAUCGUCACCCAUCGGCCAUGCCGUAGCGAGCUCGUUGCCGGUACUCUUUCGAGGGACUUAUUGGUGUCGGUUCUGGGGGCUUCUCCAAAGGCGUGAAGAGCACAUCGUAAGGAUCAAAGUUGCCUGCAGGACCCUGGAAGUCUCAAUGAUGCAAAUCUUCGCCAAGCACGGUUGGAGCUUUAGAAAUAGAAUAACUAGUGGCUAGUUAUUCCAAUCCCAACUGCGCUUGGGUCUUUUUGCCGCUUGUGGCUUCUUUUAUUUUCUGGCAGUACUACUGUUUUUUGGACGGCCGUCAUCUUUGAUGUAGGCCGGGAACCUUUUUCCCAUUAUCUAAAAAAAAUAGCAUGGCUCUUUGUGUUUGCUAAGUUUACAAAUAGAGUGUUUGAUUUGAUGAAUAAACUAGUCUAUUAUC